Closterium sp. NIES-65 is the source of this 3450-nucleotide messenger RNA. Lineage: Eukaryota; Viridiplantae; Streptophyta; Zygnematophyceae; Desmidiales; Closteriaceae. The record is from the annotation of a GenBank genome assembly.
AUGGCUACCCCCAGUGUCCUCGCUUUUGACACUGAGGGUCGGGCCAUUGACUUUGAGGUCUGGGUAGAUGACCUGCAGCUGUUCUUACAGUGCGAUAGGGCAGACGGCCUCUCUCUCUUUGACCUUACCUCUGGCGCCUCCCCUGCCCCUGCUGCUGAUGCUGACCCUACUGUUCGCUCCCAGUGGGCUACGCGCGAUGUUGCUGCACGUCUUGCUGUGCGUCGCCACCUCCCUACCUCUGAGCGUGCGCACUUUAGUCAGUACAAGAGUGCUCAGACCUUGUACGACGCUGUAGUUGCGCGCUACUCCUCCCCUGCCACUGCUGCACUGAGCCGCCUCAUGCUACCCUUCCUCUUCCCUGAUCUUGCCGCCUUUCCCACAGUCGCUGAUCUCAUUACGCACCUCCGCACUAGUGACACCCGCUACCGCGCUGCGCUUCCUGCUGACUUCUGCACCAAGAACCCCCCCCCCAUGUACAUCACUCUCUACUUUCUAGUCACCCGCCUCCCCGACUCCCUUCGUGUAGUCCGGGACCACUUCCUUGCGGUCUGUCCCACCACUCUCACAGUCGACAGCCUAGAGAAGGCCCUCCUAGCGGCGGAGAAGAGCAUCGUCGCUGUAGGUGCCUCUCAAGGUGACCCCCGCGCCCCCAUCUUUGAGGGGUGUUCUCCUUCCCCUCUCUUGCCCUCUGUCGCCUCUGCCGCUGCGGCCGACCUCGUUGGUCUUGAGUCGGCCGGUGCAGCGUCUGCCCCUAGCGGGAGACGUCACCCUGGCAAGGGCAAGGGGGGCAAGGGAGCGGGUGGGGCUAGCGGGGGCGGUGGCGGUGGAGGUGGAGGCGGCGGAGGGAGUGGGGGUGGCGGUGGAGGAGGUGGUGAGGGUGGGGGUGCUAGUGGCAGCAGUGGUGGCGGAGGCGGCGUCAGCGGCGGCGGUACUGGCGGGGGUGGCGGCGGUGGCGGAGGUGGAGGAGGUGGAGGAGGAGGUGGUGGAGGUGGUCAGAGUGGCACUUCGCAGCGGAGCGGCACUGGGGGUGGUCAGCGCCAGCAGCAGCAGCAGCAGCAGCAACGUUCUCGCGACGUCCCCACUCGCACCGGCGACCGUGCGGGUGAGCAGUGUGGGGGUGCCCACCCCACCCAGCGCUGUUUUGGCCGCCUGACGGACGCUUGGCGUCAGCAGUUUCCGGAGGCCACGGAGAUCCCCCGCUGGGGAGAGCUGUCUAGGGCUGGCGUAGCCAUCUUUGAUCUUGACUUUGAUGCUAUCCUUGCUGCCAUGUAUGCUGUGACUAUUAGUGAUGAGGGUGACUGUUACCGGUGUUUUCCGCCCGACCCGGGCAUUGCGACUGCUGCUCUAGGUCCUGGUACUACGUCGGCUUUGGCCUCCCACACCUUCACCCUUGACUCUGGGGCGUCUCGCUCCUUCUUUCGGGAUCGCACCACACUCACGCCGCUUAGUCGGCCAGUUGCGGUCUCCCUGGCUGACCCCUCAGGGGGUCCUGACCUGUCUCGCUUCUCCACUGUCCUCCCGUGUCCGGCGGCUCCCUCUGGCACCCUGUCUGGUCUCUACCUCCCCUCGUUCUCUACGAACUUGGUGAGUGGUGCUGACCUACAGGAUGCGGGAGUCCACCAGUUCACCCCUGCUCGUCAGCGGGUGACGCACUGCACAGAGGCUAGCACAGGUCGACACCUGGCUACGUUUACCCGUCAGCCAGGGUCGAGCCUGUACACACUGACCACUGCGUCCCCCCCAGUUACUGAGUCUGGUAGGGUCCCUGCGUCUGGUCAGGUGUUUGCUGCAGCGUCCAGGUCUGGUCCUGAGUUUGCCCCCUGUUCGUGUCGUCUCCUAUCUCACGAGACUCUCCUCUGGCACCACCGCCUUGGUCACCCCUCUCUCCUUCGGCUCAGAGGCAUGGCCUCCCGUCUUCUUGUGUCUGGUCUCCCCCGGUCCCUCCCUCCCCUUCCUCAGGGCCCUGGCCCUUCCUGUGUUCCCUGUGUCGAGGGGCGCCAGCGUGCUGCCCCUCACUCCUCCCAGUUUCCUCCGACUGAGGCCCCGUUGCAGACGCUUCACAUGGACGUGUGGGGCCCCGCCCGCGUCCGUGGACAGGGUCACGAGCGCUACUUCCUGCUUGUUGUUGACGACUACUCGCGUUACACCACAGUCUUCCCCUUGCGCAGCAAGGGUGAUGUCACUGAGGUGCUGAUCGACUGGAUCCGCGCAGCUCGUCUCCAGCUCAGGCAGAGCUUUGGCUCAGACUUUCCUGUUUUGCGUCUGCACUCGGACAGAGGCGGAGAGUUCUCCUCUGGCCUUCUGCGAGCCUACUGUCGUGCGCGAGGCAUCCGUCAGACCUUCACGCUUCCGGACUCACCGCAGCAAAAUGGGAUUGCAGAGCGCCGCAUUGGCAUGGUCAUGGACGUCGCUCGUACGUCUAUGAUGCAUGCGGCUGCCCCCCAUUUUCUGUGGCCGUUUGCGGUGAGGUACGCGGCGCACCAGAUCAACCUUCACUCGAGGGUCUCCAGGUCGGAGACCUCCCCAGCCCUGCUGUGGACGGGGAAGGUUGGCGAUGCGUCAGCGUUCCGGGUCUGGGGAUCUCGGGCGUUUGUCCGUGACUUGUCUGCGGACAAGCUGUCCCCUCGUGCUGCUCCCUGCGUCUUUCUGGGGUUCCCCCCCGACGCCCCUGGGUGGCAGUUCUACCACCCCACCUCUCGCCGUGUUCUGUCCUCUCAGGACGUCACGUUCGACGAGUCGGUACCCUACUACCGCCUCUUCCCCUACCGCAUUCCGUCCCUCCCCCCACCCCCGCUCUUCUUGGUACCAGGUCCCCCCCCGGUAGACCCCCUCCCCCCUCAGGGUCCUGCCCCUUCAGGUGUGUCCCAGGUAGAUGCAGUCGAGCCUGUCGAGGUCACUGGUGACUCUGGUGCUGCUGUGGGUGCUGAGCCUAGGGGUGCUGCGACUGGGGGUACUGUGCCUAGGGGUGCUGAGACUGGGGGUGCUGAGCCUGGGGGUGCGGAGCCUGGGGGUGCUGAGCCUGGGGGUGCUGAGCCUAGGGGUGCUGAGCCUGGGGGUGCUGAGCCUGGGGGUGCUGAGCCAGGGGGUGCUGAGCCUGGGGGUGCUUUGCCUGGGGGUGCUGAGCCUGGAGUUUCUUUGCCUGGUGGUUCGCCGGGUGCUUCGUCUCGCCGAGAGCCACUCUCCCCACAGGAGCUGCGUGAGUGGUUUUCCCGGCGCUGGAGGCGUACUGCUGGUGCUGGAGGUUCUUCGACUGCUGAGAGUGCUACUGUCGCGGGUCCCGGAGGUGCUCGUACUGUGAGUACUGGAGCUGCUGGGCCUGCGGGUUCGACAGGAGCUGGUGCUGCUGAGGGUGUUGGCGCUGAGACUACCGCUGGCGGUCCUGCUGGCGGUGCUCCUGGUGCUGCUGGGGGUUUUGGAGCUACUGGGGGUGCUGCUGGAGGUGCUACUUGA